GUUCGAGUACACGCAAAUUCUUUACAGGUAAGGCAUAUUCUGUGUAAUUUUUUCUGGUCGUUAAAAAAAGGAUUUGUGAAUUUUAGCCAAAAACGAUCGUUUGCAGGAAGUAGAUACCGCUUUUGCUGGCGAUAUUUGUGCAACUUAUGGUUUGGAGUGUUUUUCGGGCGAAACGUUUUGUGACGACAAAGAAUACGCCGAAUCGAUGCAUAUUCCGGAACCAGUUAUUUCAAUGUCUAUUCGGUGCGUGAACAAUAAGGACGGUGAGAAGUUUAUGAAAGCUCUAAACAGGUUCACGAAAGAAGACCCCACAUUUCGUAAGGAAUAUAAUACUGAAGCGAGGGAAACAGUUGUCUCCGGAAUGGGUGAACUGCAUUUGGUAAGCAUUGCAUAUAUACAUACGCUUUAGUA
Messenger RNA from Gongylonema pulchrum, 411 nucleotides. The record is from the annotation of a GenBank genome assembly. Lineage: Eukaryota; Metazoa; Nematoda; Chromadorea; Rhabditida; Gongylonematidae.